UCAUUAAUGUCAAAAUAGCCAAAAUAGUAUUCUUGCAUUGUUUAUGAAAUCCUUGAAAAUAUGUUAAAAUUAGUUUGUCAACCGUAAAAUUUAUUAUGGCUUGCCAAAUAAAAUUAAGUGCAAACAUAGUAAAUCAAUUAGAUAUAAGAACAAUAUUGUUUCCAUUCGAAUCGACAAACGGGGGCGAAAAUUGGUUAAAUUCGUGCGAAAUUUCUUUAUCGCCGUGCGGAGAUCUUUUAAUACUCGCGCAUGAUAAACGACUGCUUGUUUUGACUGGAAAAUGGGACGCUGGUAGUUCUUUAACAAAUUUUUAUGAUUCUUGUUCUUUGAAGAAUGAUCAAAAUGAUGUUAUUACGUCCGUUUUGUGUUUGCCAGUUGUGUCACAUGGACAAACUAGUUCACAGGUAGGGCCCGAUUGGACAUGUAUAGCUGUGGGAUUUCAAUCGGGUUAUAUUCGAUUUUACACAGAAGAUUGCAUGCUUUUAUUAGAAGAACAAUUUCAUAAUGAAGCUGUAAUCAGCAUUAAAUGUCAAUCUCAACAUAGCCCCAGACCGGAUAUUACAGGAGAUUUAAAACCAGAAGAAAUUUAUGUUCAAUAUUCAACUAACAUUUGUGUUAUUAAUGGUCAAAAUUUAUUUGUAACACUAAGAAAUUGCAGAAGUUAUUUGGCUAAAGGAGUUAAAAAUAUAUCAUCACCUUCAGAGGCUUUGAAUAUAGCGAUGAAUCCAAAAAAGUGGGGUUUUAUCGAACAAAAUAAUGUUGCUGAUGCUUCUGUUGUUGGGUUAGAUUUAUCAAACACUUUUGAUCAUCUUUUAACAGCUUCUACUUGUGGUGGAUUUGAUACAAAGUAUAGGGCUGUACCACCUAAUAAUAACUUGGUUAUUGGAGUUGGUAAUAAACCAUAUGUUGGUUUUCAUUAUGCAUUAGAAGGGGGAGCUCAACCUGUUUUAAGUGAUGUAGCAAAAGCUUUAGCUAAUAAAGUUAAAUCUGCUUUACCAGGAUGGCUUACUGGUACAAAAACUACCGUAGAUAAGCAAUCUUCAGUAACAUUACUGCCAUCAGAAUCAAUGGCCUGUAGAUUUGGUCUUUGUGAUUUACGUCGAGUUGCAACAAAUGUUAUUUUAUCGCCUGAUAAAAAAUUAGCUGCAAUUUCUGAUAGUUUAGGAAGAGUUAUUUUAGUAGAUACCCAUAAAGGGAUUGCAUUAAGAAUAUUUAAAGGUUACCGUGAAGCGCAAUGUGCAUUCAUUCAAGUCCCUGAUGAAAGAAAAUCAAAAUCUCGUACAAAAGCGAUCGCUUUAUUCCUAAUAAUUUAUUCACCCAAAAAAGGAACUUUAGAAAUAUUCUUAACCCAAUUAGGCACGAAGAUAGCGACAUUUACCGCUUCGAAAAAUAGCAAAUUACUUUACGCGAAUUAUGGUUUAAUGGGAUUUCAAUCGAUGUCGAAAUCGAGAUUUAUUUGUCAAUAUGCGACAACGUUUAUCGAUCCUGAUGGUUCUAUAAAAGAAAUUAUAAUUCCGUUUCAUUUCGCGUUAUCUGAAAGUAAUAGUAAACGAGCGCGAGAUAUGCAUUUGUAUAAAAGAUUAAAACAAUUUGCGAAAACGGGGAAUUAUAACGAAGAAGAAUUAUUGACGGAGUGUUUUAAUACUUGUUCAGAGUUAAAAACGGCGGAAGUAAAGCUUCAAUUGAUUGAGUUUUUAAGUAAUAAUAAAUCGACGUUUCCGGAAAUUAUUUUUAAAUGUUGCAAUUAUUUCAUUGAAAAAAUCAGCGUUAAUAAUGUAGCCGAAUUAGAACCAGAUUUAAAAUCUCUCAAGAUUCUUUGCGAGAAUUUAUGUUCUUUAGUGAAUUUUUUUGUGUUCGUUCAUAAUAAUAACGAUGAAGAUAAUAAUGGAAAUAAUGUGUCUUCAGGAAAAGUUGUCGAUACAACACGAGUUUUAAGCGAAAAAGAUAUGGCGAAUUUACAAAAAUUAUUAGAUUUGAGUACGAUUAAUAAUUUUAAAAGUCCAGUGUUAAAAGUGAGCUUUCAAGAUAAUGGGCACGAUAUUUUAAGUAAUUUUAUUAAAAUUUUUAACUUAAACGAUGUCGAGCAUAUAUCUUUAAAAACGGAUGUUGAGGAAACGUUAAUUUUUCAAACUGCUAAGGUUAUUUUUGAAAAAUAUGUUUUACAUCAUUUUGAUUCUUCUAUUUUAAAGAUAAAUCUCAAAUCAUCAAGAAUUUUAAUAGAUGACUUAUUCCACCUUCUUCUUGUUUAUUGGGAAAAUCGAGCAUUAAACAUUGAUAUAAACCUAGAAAAUCAAAUGGAAAAUUUCAGCUCAAUUGUAUAUGCAUUAGCUGAAAACGCGAUUAGUACCGAAGUAGUUGUAGAUUAUAAUCAAAUAUCUCCAUUUUGGGCAACAAUUCGUAGUAUAUUAAUGAAUUCUUCGCGUUCAUUUCCUGCGUUAAUGGCUGCCAUAAUAUGUAAAAAUGUUGCUCAAAGAAUUGAAGAUGAAGUGCGAUUAGAGAAAAGUGAAGAUGAUUUUGAAGUGUGGGAAGAUCUUUCGAAAGAAGCGUGCGAAUGGAUUUUAUUAAUUGGUAAAUUAGAGGACGUUUCUUUGUUAAAUAUAAUUUUAUCGAAUGAAAAGAAUAAAAGUGUUGGCGACGUUCCGAUUUUAAAACAUGAAAAAGAAGUGAUUAGUUUAAAGUAUGUUUUGCAAAGGGGGAAAGGAUCUGUUAGUGAAUUGGUUGCGAAAUGGUUAACUUCAAGUGGAUUAAAUCCGAGAUUAUUACCGUUAAAUGACCAAAUUAUUAAUUUAAAUAGUUUUGAUGAAAAUCAAAGUAAAGAUAAUAUAAAUUACGUUGAAAUUUAUGGUAUUUCCGAAGAAGAUUAUAAUCGUGUUAAGUCAGAGAAAAUUUUUGAACAAUUUAACAUUUUAAAAAAGCAAUUUCCUUAUAGUUUAGAAUCGGAUGUUCUUUUAGCGAAUAUGUGUUGGGAAUAUGCGAUAUUUUGGCAACGAGAUCUUGAAAAAAUUAAUCUUUUAGAAGCUUGUAUUCGCUGCAUCUCGGAAAUAAAAAAUCCAAAAUUUAAAACGGGAGUUUAUCAAAUUUUUUGGAACACCCAUUUAAAACAAUUAUUUGAAAUCGUUUGUAAAUUGAUCAAUAAAGUUGGAAAAUUACCCAAAGAACGUUUAUGUCGCCAAGAUACGGCGUUAAGCGACACCCAAAUAACUCAACUUACAAAAAUUGGUACGGAAUUUUUCGACGGUUUCAUUAUUUCUUUAGAAAAAUCCGAUGAAUCUGAGGAUUUAAUAUUACAUCACGAACCAAUUUGGGAAGAAGAAACGACACUACCUCUAUCAAAAUUAGCUUUGAAUCAUUCCAACGCAAAUUACGACUUAGUAUUAUUACACUAUCAAAUAAGUAUGUGUUUAUACAUGAUGACAACAUUUCAAAUUAAACACACCAAAUUUAUUAAUAACUUAUUUGAUCCGUUAGUGAUACCGUUAUGUUUUAUUGAUUUGCAACAAAAAGUUGAAAUAUCUUGGCAUAAAUCCGAAUCGAAAACGAAUAAUUCUCGGAUGAAUUUUUUAAUGAAAUUAAUUUUAGCAACAAUAGAAACUAUAACGGUUUCGGACGAUAAUAUUUAUUUUACUGAUCAUAUAACAUGGAUGGGUCGGUGUAUAAAAUUAGCAAGAUUAUGGAAUUUGGAGGUUGAUAAAUUAAGACAGUAUCAAGUAACGCAUCUUUACAUUAACGGUUUUGAUAGUCUUGGUGAAGAAUUAAUUUUAGCUGUUACUGAUUUGGGAAAAUUAGGUCCUGAAUUAUUAAAAGUUGUUGGAAAACGUUUACAGCAUCAAUUGUCUUUAUCUGAAGUUUUAGGGGAAAAAAUUACCGCAUUUAGUACAGCAGUUACUCAAUAUAUUAGUACAUUGGAUUCUGAUUGGUGCGCGCCUAGUACAUUACCAAAAAUACAGUCUUUAAUAUCAAAUUGUUUGAGGUGCUUUAAUGAAGAUCAAAUUGAGUAUGAAUUAGCAUCACUUAUGAUGGAUACUUGUGAUACUUUACAGCAGUUACAGAAUUAGAAUUAAUUAUACUAGUCUUGUAAGAAUAUUACAUUAUGUAGAUAUUUGCCCUUUUAAUUUUAUAAAAAAGAUAAGGAUACUGUUA
Molecule: messenger RNA, 4140 nt
Organism: Onthophagus taurus
Lineage: Eukaryota; Metazoa; Arthropoda; Insecta; Coleoptera; Scarabaeidae
Gene: Rab3-GAP
Product: Rab3 GTPase activating protein
Biological process (GO): regulation of GTPase activity
Source: RefSeq, a predicted model, not a curated record